Messenger RNA from Panonychus citri (citrus red mite), 2213 nucleotides. RefSeq names its product peroxisomal biogenesis factor 3-like (gene Pex3). Gene Ontology annotation, molecular function: protein-macromolecule adaptor activity. The record is from RefSeq and is a predicted model, not a curated record. Gene Ontology annotation, biological process: protein import into peroxisome membrane. Bases 461 to 1699 code for a protein of 412 amino acids. The transcript has 4 exons. Gene Ontology annotation, cellular component: peroxisomal membrane. NCBI's taxonomy places the organism in Eukaryota, Metazoa, Arthropoda, Arachnida, Trombidiformes, Tetranychidae.
UGGAUGGAGAAUAUUAAUUCACCAUGUUAAUUACAAUUUAGGCUUUUCUCUUUCUCUUUCUCUUGUUUUCUAAUUUCAAGGUUAAUCAAUGAUUAACAAUAAUUGACUUGUAUUGAGAGACAAACAUACCAAUCAUUUAGUAUUAUUAUUAUUACUCAUUCACCACCACCAAGGAAAUCUGGUUAAACAAAAUUCCCUAAUCCGUGAAAUUUGUCAACCAUCAACAAUCAACAAUUACUAUCCUUAAUUGUGAUAAUUUCUUUCCAAUCACCAUGAUUUAAAUGUAAAUCAGUCUACACAAUUUAAAUGAAUAGAAUAGAAUAAUUUUUAUUAUUCUAAAUCGAAUUGAAUCAAAAAUUCUCUGCUCAUCUAUUCUUGAUUCACAAAAUAUUCGCCAUCAAUUUCAAUUCUUUAUUUGACCCGCUGAAAAAAAAGCUUUUUAUCCACAUCAUCUUAAAACAUGAGCUUCAUCUCUUCAGGUUGGCAAUGGAUUAAACGUCAUAAAGGUAAAUUAAUGGUCGCCUCUGGGGUUGUAGGUGGUUUUGUUGUUCUCAAUCGUUAUUUGUCUGCUGUUGAACGUAAUUGGGAAAAUUCAUCGGUUAAAGAUUUUGUUUCCGAGGUUCGGAAAAAGGAGAUGCACUUUGACAAUACAAUUCAAACCUGUAACACUACGGUCAUCAAUUUAACACCUCGGGCUCUCUCUGUUUUGGAUAAUCUACUUAAUUGUGAAACACUUUUGGAUAAAUUAAAGUCAAGUGCAUCAUCGGAGGAGAAAUUAUUACUUUGGGAGGAAUUGAAGAUUCGUAUCAUCACUCGGAUAACCUCGGAAAUUUACUCUCUCUCCCUGUUUGUUUGUUUCUCUCGUAUUCAAUUAAGCCUGAUUGCCGGUUAUCUUUAUGUUGAUUGUUGUAAAAAUGGUACAACUCCAGGAAUAAUUAACAAAAAUAUUCAAAUGUAUUAUUUAUCUCUAUUGGAAACCUUUUUCACCCAAGGAAUACAGAAAUUAAUUCAACCCAUCCAGGAAUCAGUUAUCCAAGCAGUUGGAUCAAUUAGUUUAAAGGAAAGGAUUGAAUUAACCAAUUUGAAAGAAAUGUUUGACAAGAUAAAAGCAAACAUGAAUUUCUUCAUGAAUUCCCCUGAUUUUAAAAUUAGCCAAUAUUUGGUUACCACCAGUAAUCAUGCACGAUUGAAUGAUCCACCGGCAACAUCCACUCCCAAUGGUCAAACCUCACCAACACCAGAAGCAUCCUCAUCCUCUGCCUCAUCAACCUCAUCCAAUUCAACUUUCUCCUCGUCUUCCACCAUUCCAAUUCAUAAUUUAUCCGCUAAAGACAUGGCAAUCAUUCAAAAUAUGCUCAUCGAAACUGAAGAUCUUCUUGAAAGUGAAGAUUUUAAGAAAGUAAUCAAUUCAACAAUCGAUGUAGGCUAUUCAAUCAUGAUGGAUCUAUUGGUUGGUUGUUUUCUUCGUAUCGAUUCUGAUCCUGGAAUUGAAACCAACAAUGGUUUCAAGAAUCCACACACUCAAAGUGUUCCCUUUGCUAAACUUUUACCACCUCUGAAUAAUACCCUUAAAGAGAGAGGUAAAUCAUCCGAUGAAGCACUUUCCCUGGUUCGACAUCUUCUUUGUACCGAUGUGAUCAAUUGUUUCUCUGCCAAUGUCUAUGAAUCUUUCAGUGGGGACAGUGUACAGAAAAGUUAAUUAUACACUUUCAAUUUCAUCGCCGUUAUCACAUCACAAAUUUUGGUCACUCUCCCUGUACCUCAAUAUCAAUCGCAAUGUCACAUAUUCUGUUUCCUUAUCCUUUAUUUUUAUCAUGCUCAUCACCAUCAGCUGAUUCCGGCAAUCGUAUUGAUGGUUUCCACAACAAACAAUCAGAAUCUUCAACUAAGCUAAUUAUUUUCUCAACUCUUGUUACCAAUUUUGUUUUUUUCUCUUCUUCUAAAAACUAACAAUUUAUAUACUUAUUGGAUUCUCUUCUCAUCAUUACCCACAACAAUCAGUUCUCAAUCUACAGAAUCAAUCAAAACCUAAUCGAUUCACUUUCUAACUUUACCUUCAGUUUAAUGAUCAAAAAUUAUCUAUGAAUCUGCUUAAUUGUUCAUUAACAAUGCACCAAGUGAUCACCUUACCUGAUUUCGCUGUUAAAUUGUUGUUUUGGGUUCUUUUUAUUAUUUAAUCCAGCGGACAUUUUAUAUAAAAUGAUUUAAUUUAA